UGUUAGCUGUCGUAUUGGUCUACCCUUUCCCAAGAUUUUGAGAGAUAUUCCAAGUUAGCCAACUUCAACCGGCGAGCUUGUAAACUGUAUCGCCACUAGCUUGAACCAUAUGCAACAUGUGUAUCAACUUUGUUAAGGACUUACCUCAAAUGAAAUGCAAAAAACGUUAAAGGGGAAGAGCAGCCGCCGCGCACAUGCAGCGCAGUUCCCGCUGUGAACGCAUAGCCUACAUUAAGGAAACCGCUUCAGCAACCGCGGGAGUCCGCGCCUCAUUCGGGCAAGGGAAUGAAUCUGGCAUUUAUUUUUCGACACUGGACACGGGGAAUUGUGUGGUGAAGGAUAGGCUACAACGACGUUUCCUCGAAAUGCAGACGGACUGAAUAUUGCUGGGAACAAUAGCAACCCAGAUCUGCGAUUCGCCACAAUUUAGGCUGUAUCUGGAUCUUCCCCCGUCGGAUUUGUUGCCAUUGCAGUUUUCACUCCAUUGGCUAUUCGUUAAUUGGCAGCAACAACGUUGUUAGUAUCUGGCCUCUGAACCACAGUACAAAUAAACAUGACUUCACCUGCGAGGCUGCGAAAGGACAAGGAGAUUAUCGCCGAAUAUGAAACUCAAGUCAAAGAGAUCCGUGCUCAGUUGGCUGAGCAGCUGAAGUGUUUGGACCAGCAGUGUGAGCUGCGCGCUCAGCUGCUCCAGGACCUGCAGGACUUCUUCCGCAAGAAGGCCGAGAUCGAGACGGAGUACUCCCGCAACCUGGAGAAACUCGCCGAGAGGUUCCUCUCCAAGAUGCGCAGCACCAAGGACCACCAGUACAGGAAGGAGCAGGGGGUUCUCUCCCCGGUGAACUGCUGGAACCUCCUGCUGAGCCAGGUGAAGAGGGAGGGGCGGGACCACGCCACCCUCAGCGACCUCUACCUCAACAACAUCAUCCCCCGCUUCACGCAGGUCAGCGAUGACUCAGGACGCCUCUUUAAGAAGAGUAAAGAGAUGGGCCUGCAGCUCCAGGAGGAUUUGCUGAAGGUUCUGAAUGAGCUAUACACGGUGAUGAAGGCCUACCACAUGUACAACACGGACAGCAUCAACGCCGAGAGCAAGCUGAAGGAGGCGGAGAAGCAGGGCGAGAAGAUGAGCCGCUCCCCGGACUCCCUGGCCGGAGUGCGGGUGGAGGAGAGGCACGUCCGCCGCAGCUCCGUCAAGAAGAUGGAGAAGAUGAAGGAGAAGCGCCAGGCCAAGUACACCGAGAACAGGUUGAAAGCCAUCAAGGCCAGAAACGAGUACCUUCUGGCUCUGGAAGCCACCAACUGCUGUGUUUUCAAGUACUACAUCCACGACCUGUCUGACCUCAUCGAUUGCUGUGACCUGGGGUACCAUGCCAGCCUGAACCGGGCCGUGCGUACCUACCUGUCGGCAGAGUACAACGUGGAGACGUCCAAGCACAGCGGUCUGGAGACCAUCGAGAACGCCGCGGACAACCUGGAGGCCUCCGGCGACAAGCAGCGCCUGAUGGAGUCCUACAACAACGUCUUCUGCCCGCCCAUGCGCUUCGAAUUCCAGUCCCACAUGGGCGACACGGUGUCUCAGAUCUAUUCCCAGCCGCCCCUGCAGGCUGACCUGGUCCAGAGGAGCCAGCAGCUUCAAACUCGCCUCUCCACCCUGAACAUCGAGAACGAGGAGGUGAAGAAGACCAUGGAGGCCACACUGCUGAGCAUCCAGGACAUGGUGAGCGUGGAGGACUAUGAUGUCACCGAGUGCUUCCACCACGGGGGCUCCAUGGACUCCGUCAAGUCCAUCGCCUCCGAGUCCUUCAUGAGCCGGCCCAGCCUGGCCAAGAGGAGGGCCAACCAGCAGGAGACCGAGCAGUUCUACUUCACGAAAAUGAAGGAGUUUCUGGAGGGGAGGAACCUGAUCACCAAGCUGCAGGCCAAGCACGAGCUCAUCCACAAAUCCCUGGGCGAGGGCCAGAAGACAGAGUGCUGCAUUGCCAGCGCCAGGAGGAACUCUGCUGCCCGCAAGCAGGACCGUGGCCGGGCCAUCCCCCUGGUGGUGGAGAGCUGCAUUCGCUUCAUCAGUCGCCAUGGCCUACGUCAUGAGGGGAUCUUCAGAGUGUCCGGCUCGCAGGUGGAGGUCAACGACAUCAAGAAUGCCUUUGAAAGGGGUGAAGACCCCCUGUCUGGAGACCCGAAUGACCAUGAGAUGGACUCCAUUGCAGGGGUCCUCAAACUCUACUUCCGGGGUCUGGACCAUGCCCUCUUCCCCAAGGAAGUCUUCCAUGACCUCAUUUCCUGUGUCUCUAUGGACAGCCUUCAGGAGCGAGCGUCCCACAUCCGCAAAAUUCUGCUACCACUGCCCAGCAGCACCCUUGUGGUCAUGAGAUACCUGUUCUCUUUCCUCAACCACCUGUCCCAAUACAGCGAGGAGAACAUGAUGGACCCCUACAACCUGGCCAUCUGCUUCGGCCCCACCCUCAUGUCGGUCCCUGAGGGCCAGGACCAGGUGUCCUGUCAGGCCCAUGUCAACGAGCUCAUCAAGACCAUCAUCAUCCACCACCACCACAUCUUCCCCGGGCCCCGUGACCUGCAGGGGCCCCUGUACGACCCCGAGGACUACGGUGAGCUCCCCCUGGUGGACGAACCCAUGCCUGAAGCUGUCCGAGAGCUUCACUCCAGCAGUGAAGGCCGCCUGCUGUUUUCGGACAUGGACCCCGUGGAGGCUGUGGCUCGCUUCGACUACUCCGGGCGCAGCCACCGGGAGCUGUCCUUCCAGAAGGGGGCGCCGCUGCUGCUGUUCCACCGGGCCUCGGACGACUGGUGGGAGGGCCGGCACAACGGCGUGGACGGGCUGGUCCCGCACCAGUACGUCAAGGUCCAGGACACGUGA
Molecule: messenger RNA, 2875 nt
Organism: Conger conger (European conger)
Lineage: Eukaryota; Metazoa; Chordata; Actinopteri; Anguilliformes; Congridae
Product: SLIT-ROBO Rho GTPase-activating protein 2-like
Exons: 20
Coding region: 554-2875 (773 amino acids)
Biological process (GO): negative regulation of cell migration; signal transduction
Cellular component (GO): cytoplasm
Molecular function (GO): protein binding
Source: RefSeq, a predicted model, not a curated record